Messenger RNA from Acipenser ruthenus (sterlet), 1117 nucleotides. Its product is annotated as C-X-C motif chemokine 9-like. Gene Ontology annotation, biological process: inflammatory response; neutrophil chemotaxis; chemokine-mediated signaling pathway. The coding region runs from base 94 to 495 and encodes 133 amino acids. Gene Ontology annotation, cellular component: extracellular region. Lineage: Eukaryota; Metazoa; Chordata; Actinopteri; Acipenseriformes; Acipenseridae. Gene Ontology annotation, molecular function: chemokine activity; CXCR chemokine receptor binding. The record is from RefSeq and is a predicted model, not a curated record. The transcript is spliced from 4 exons.
GAAGCCAUGUGACCCAGUGGGACAGGCCAUGUGCACAAUAAAAAGGUUCAGUUGUAGGAGAAAAGAAAUUCAUUUCAGCGUUCUAAUUUUACCAUGGACCCCACACUUCAAACACUGAGCCUUGUAUUGGCAUUAAUGGCUUGCACUCCUCUUUUUAAAGCACGAUUUGGAGAAGCAGUGUAUGUCCCAACAAGAUGCCAGUGUCUACAAAGCAGAAAAUCCAUUAGAGAACCAAUCGUGGAUUUUACUAUAACUGAAAAGGGAACACAUUGCAAAAAUGAUGAAAUCAUAUUAACUGUAAAAGAGACAGGUCGUCAACAGUGUCUGAGUCCAGAUGGCAGACAAGGCAAACGGCUGAUCAACUGCUGGAACAACAGAAUAAAUAAAGAGGAAAGCAGAAAGAAUAAAUGCAUCGUAAGGAGGAGGCGUAAACAGAAACAGAAAAAGAGCUCCAUGGCAAGGACCCCCCAAAACCAAAAAGGUGAAACGUCAUGAAUCCUCAGCAAUCUUGUGGGUGAAACAGAAACCAUGAAAGAAGAAGAAAAAGAGUGCAGCAGCAAACAGAAAGGAAUGGAAGAUGCCUGCUGAUUCAAAUAGGAACUGGGAGACAGCAGAAGAGAUCAUUUACUGUACAUUGAUUUAGAUGAUACUUUAUGUUGAGAUGCACUUUAAGAUAUUCUGGACUAACUUAACUGUAUGUAAAACCUGAGGACAUUCUGACAGAAUGUUUGGAGAGAACUGGAUGCUGUACAAAACCAGCAUUACCAUGGGUAAUAGUCUCUUCCAGUCAGGGUCGAGGCUCACUGGUGGAACAGGUUGGACGAGCACAGAGACUGCCAAAUGUGUAGAAAUACUGUAGUUACAGUCUCAAGUGUCUAUCUGAAAUCUUUCACACACACAAUUCAGAAAUGUGUUAUGUGUGCAUUACUGCAAAAUACAACAGUAUAAAAAUGAUAAGCAACUCAUUUUACCUGCUGGUUUCAGGGUUUUUCAUAAGGUAAUUGUAACUUUUAGGUCAUAUUUAUAUUUAUGUAAUUUGUUAUGUUAUGCUUAAAAUCUUUUAAAACUGUAUGUAUUUGUGUAAGUUCAGUUGAAAAUAAAACCAAAAAUAACUUGA